Messenger RNA from Phascolarctos cinereus (koala), 1340 nucleotides. RefSeq lists its product as uncharacterized. The record is from RefSeq and is a predicted model, not a curated record. Gene Ontology annotation, biological process: positive regulation of cyclin-dependent protein serine/threonine kinase activity. Gene Ontology annotation, molecular function: protein kinase binding. NCBI's taxonomy places the organism in Eukaryota, Metazoa, Chordata, Mammalia, Diprotodontia, Phascolarctidae.
AUGUCUCCCGGCGCGCUUUCUCCGCCCGCCUCGCGCAGAUUGCUGGGCGGAGCGGGGCGGGGCGGAGUCUACCCUUCGAGGAAGAGAGCCCCGUUGGCUGCCGAGCGCAGGCGCGGGCGCAGGCGCACUCUGAGGCGGGCAGCCUUUGGCGGGAGGGGGCGGGGCGAGGGGCGGAACAGGGGAGGGGCGGCGGCCGACUUGGUUUACCCUCUUCUAGACGUCAGCGCUCAGACCAGGAACGCUCUACCGGCUCCGGGCUCGGGCCCAUCCCCCACCUCACCGGCCCCUGCCACGUGUCCCUCUUUGAGCGGGAACUUGAGGCUCCACCCCCGGAGCGCUGUGGGCAGCCUCAGUGUUGAGCCAGGCUCGAGAGAGCGAGGUCGUUCUCGUGCUUCUCGGCUGUGCAGGGUGGCCUUCGGGAUCCUGAGGUGGCAGCCCGUGCUUGGCUCAGUGCAGGGGCAUCUUUUGGGGGCCGAGCUGCCACUGCCGAAGGUCACGUUCGGCGCCUCCGAGGAAGCCGCACGACCCACAUCGAGAUCCAGGGGGAAUCAAUCAGCCCUCCCCACCAGACACUUCACCAGGACCAGAGAGAUGGAAGCUGGUCCAAGGACUUCAGCCAGUGAACAGGCUGCUCCGACGAAUGGGAGAGGCCCUGACUCAGAAGGGAGGCAGGGGAAGAAAAGGAAGAAAUAUAAAUGGACGGUGACUGAAGUGGGAGAUACUCGGAUCAAGAUGAAGAGGACAAGAGUGGGUGGCUUCAGGUCCAAAGACCUUGCAGUCUUCUACGAACUUCUGCAUGAUCCAGUCAUUGAAAACUUCCUCAAUACUGAUGUGAGAUACUAUGCCAAUGAUGAGAAUCUCUUGGCUUUGAUAGCAAAAUAUUUUGGCCGCUUGGAAUUCAUUAAAGAGUCUUUCAGCAUGAUCCAUGUUUUCCUGGCACUUUACGCUGUCAGUCAGAUGGACACAUUGGACCUGUCAUACGAAUGGCUCAUCUUUCCUGCCCUUUUUGAAAGUAAUUGGUACGAAGAAAGCUUAAAGAAAUUCUGGCCAUUGCAGAUUGAAUUUCUUAAUUCCAUUGAUUGGAAAGCUUGGGUGAGCCAGGAAAUCGAUGAAGAGAUCAAUGGUGAGGGAAGUAUGCCAUCCAUUCUGUGGAGACACAAAUAAAGAGACGACAGCAUGCCAUCCAGGAAUUCAUUGUCCAGAAAGUCUGUACUCAUACAAGACCGAUGGGCUACAAAGUCAUUUUCAUAGAUCCAUGUUGGUGUUUUCUAAAGGCUAGGGCACGUUGUCAGCCUAUAAAAAUGUUUCAUAAUUCAUUCAAUAAACAUGUAUUAAGCCAA